AAUAGAGAUACGGGGCUGACCAACUGCUACGUUGUUGCUGUAAACAACCUCAGAGUUUCCAGUUUUCCUUGCCACACAGGUACACCGAGGAGCUCAGAACAAUAGUGCUCUUUAGGUGUAGGAGAAUCUUAAUGUCAGCAACAUGGGGCAUCAGGUGAUCAUAUUAGACUUUUCGGCCAUAAGAGGAUUGUGGGAGAUUCGGGUUAAGAAGCACAAAGAACGGGAAAAAAAGGAGAAGCAACGAAUAGCCCAAAGUGCAUUAGAAAAGAUAAGGCAAGAAUGGGACAUUAUCCUAGAGUGCAGAAGAAAUGGCAUUCCACAAGCCGCGUAUCUGAAUAAUGGUGUUGUAGAUACUAACAGAAUUUUGGAUAAGGUUGAAAACAACUCGCCUCUCAUUAAGAAGAUUGCCUUGUUGAAUGAAACGCAGAAAGAAAGAAACAAAUUUAUUUUUCAACUUUCAGGAGAACACUGGACAGAAUUUCCAGAUUCUCUGAAAGAACAGACACAUCUAAAAGAAUGGCAUAUUAGCAAUACUAUGAUCACAACCAUUCCAGCCUACAUUGCCUUAUUUCAGGAGCUGAGAAUACUAGAAUUACCAAGUAACCUGAUCACAGAGCUUCCGACUGAAAUUGGCUGCUUAAAAAACCUGCAAGAGCUCAAUGUGAGUUUUAAUCGCUUGAAGGCUGUCCCUCCAGAACUGGGAGACUGUGAGAAUCUGCAAAGACUUGAUUUGUCUGGAAAUCUAGAACUAGCAGAGCUCCCGUUUGAACUAAGUAACCUGAAAAAAGUGACCUUUGUGGAUGUGUCAGCAAACAGUUUCCCCUCAAUUCCAAUAUGUGUGCUUCGGAUGUCAAGUUUGCAGUGGUUGGAUAUGAGCAGCAACAACCUCAAAGAUCUCCCACAAGACAUAGACAGGCUGGAAGAAUUACAAACUCUUCUCCUGCAGAAAAACGAGCUUACUUAUCUUCCACAAGCUUUGGUCAACAUGUCGAAGCUCACUUUACUGGCAGUGAGUGGCGAUAAGCUGGUUUCGAUGCCCACAGCUAUAUGUGAGUCAACCACAGGUUUAAAAUUUAUAAGCCUCAAGGAUAACCCUCUUGAAACAACCUCAUUUCAAGAGAUUGACAAAAUAACAGAAAGUGACCGUGAUCGUGAGCUGUUUGAAAAAGAAUUUAUGAAAGCCUACAUUACAGACCUCAGAGAAAGAGAGAUUGUUCCUUGCUACACUACAAAAGUAUCACUUAGUGUCCAAAUAUGAGGUCUGGGAUUCGUACAUCAUCAGAGAACCCAAAGGUUUAAUUUUGCCAUAACAAA
Messenger RNA from Lacerta agilis (Sand lizard), 1314 nucleotides. RefSeq names its product leucine rich repeat containing 2 (gene LRRC2). The transcript is spliced from 9 exons. Bases 143 to 1258 code for a protein of 371 amino acids. Gene Ontology annotation, molecular function: protein binding. NCBI's taxonomy places the organism in Eukaryota, Metazoa, Chordata, Lepidosauria, Squamata, Lacertidae. The record is from RefSeq and is a predicted model, not a curated record.